Messenger RNA from Linepithema humile (Argentine ant), 4189 nucleotides. It is a transcript of the gene omd, whose product is annotated as integrator complex subunit 5 omd. NCBI's taxonomy places the organism in Eukaryota, Metazoa, Arthropoda, Insecta, Hymenoptera, Formicidae. Gene Ontology annotation, biological process: snRNA 3'-end processing. Gene Ontology annotation, cellular component: integrator complex. The record is from RefSeq and is a predicted model, not a curated record.
CUGUAUAUAUUUGUUGCAACAUAACCUCUUAAUUGAAAAGGGCCACGGUACUCUGCGGCACUCUCAAUAAAGAUAUACGAUAAGUUUAUAUUGAAUUAAAUAGAAAUGUGGAUAUAAUUGGAUAACAUUUUACAGUUAAAACAUUAUUAUUGAUCAUUAAUUAAGAAUGCUGCACAAUACGGCAACUUUAUCACAUCAAGAUAUUCUAGCCGAGGUUAGAAAAUUUAUUUCUGGUGCUGUCAGGCCUAUUCACAGUACAAACACGCAAGAUAUAACGCGUACGGCGUUAUAUUUACUACAAAAUGUACCUGCGGCAAGAGAUGCCGUGCUCGAAUACUUUUGCAAUAUAUUUUUCGUCGCAGUGACAAAAUAUGUUCGUCAAAUUGAGACUAAUCAAAAUAUACCAAUACCCGAAGAAAGCAUUAUAGCAGAAAUUCAUAUCGUUCUAAGUAAUUUUAUAAAUGGAAGUCCAGAAGCAUGGGCACCUAUUAUAUCAGCGUGGUCAUUGGAUUUACUUGGCAAACUGUCAACUGAUUAUUCAAAACGUGGUAAUUUACCUGUCAACGCUGGCAUUAAUGAUUUUCUGCAACAAUGGAUGUCAUGUCGUGCGACGCGAACUCUAAUAGACAUCACAGCACAAUGUUUACAAUGUCUUAUGCACUCAGAUACCGAGUCUUGCAUCAAGGCGUUGUUGGAUACAAGUGUGCUGCACAGUCCAUAUUUUGAUUGGGUGGUGGCUCAUGUAGGAAGUUGUUUUCCAAAUACUGUGAUUACUAGGGUGCUAUCGUGUGGACUGAAAGAUUUUUGCUCCAUGGGAUAUGAAUAUAAUGUUAAGAAUCCAAAGCUAAAUUCAGUUGUUGGUAUAUUGGGACAUUUGGCGGGUAGUCAUUUUCAAGAUAUUAGAAAAGCAUUGCUAGAUCUGUUCGAGUGGAGUUUGGAGGAAAAUAUAAGUAUCGAUGAAGAUACGAAGAAGCAGAAAUUGGCCACAGUACCGUUUCUUUUGAAUCUGACCUCUCUUUCGCAGACACUUUUAAAAGCAAUGACUAGUGAUGUAUUGCAAACGUUGAGGCCGGACAUCAUACCACGUUUGGCAUUGUUUACAACAGACUGGUGUAAAUACUUUGACAAUCAACCAGCAGCCUUAAUGGACUUGACAGUACAUUUGAUAUUAGGCUGCGAGCAAGGAGCAUCGCAGAUAAUUAAUAUAUUGCUAGACACGUGUUUAAAUCCGAGCAAUGUUGGUUAUCACAGCAUUAACGCGGCGCAAAAUGUGAAGAACGUUUGUCGAGAGAUGCUGGAAUUGAUCUUGCAAGAAAUCGAUCUCUUAUUGAGGACGCACGGGCCGCAAUCCGCCAAUAUCGCUCUGUUGAGUUCCAUCAAACAAGAGAUAUCAUUGAUAAUACCGAUGCUUUUACAUCCCAAUCCGCUGCGUGUGCAAACAGCUGUUAGACUGUUAUGCUUCCUAAGAAGUCAAAGUCCAAACAUAAUUAUGUUCGCGGCAUCCUAUAUGCUAGCGAAAGCGAAAACAAUGUUUCAUCUCGCAGCCUUGAUACGUUUUAUCACCAAUAACGUUAUAAUGUUUCCUGCGACUAAAUCUGAAGCCGAAAAUAUGCAUACUAAUCAUGAUAAUUUUACACAAAUUUUGGAGCAGGCACUUAGAGAGAUACACUAUAAAAACAUCGUAAAUAAGGAAGAAUCGAAGCAGUUAUUCAAGAAUCUCACUAUACUGUUAAAGUGGGAAAAGUCGAACAAGGCUACAAUAUUACAGUCGAAGAUGAUUACGAGAGCCCUCAGAUCUAAUUUAUAUCAAAUAUCUUCUUUAUUAACGAAAACCGAUGAUUUCGACUUGGCAACUGAUAUCAUUACUCUGUUGGAUCUGUUAAGCACAUCUGACAAAGAUCAUAUUUUCUAUGUGGAUCUGAUGCUGAAAAUGACGAUAGCAAUCAUCCAAUACUUCUUCUUAUGCAUUACACAAACUGAUAUUAUAAAAAAAGAACAAGGAGUAACGAUGGUAUGUCACUUGUUGAAAAAUUUGACAUGUUAUUCCCCAUGUGCACGCGCUUUGGCGCUCAGAGAGAUACUAGGGAAUUGUAUUAAUAACGAGCAGGCUAAAUACUUUGGCGCAAAAAAGAAAUUCGUGCCCCAUUUCGAAGAGAUGUUACUGUUACAUCAAAAUCAUAAACAGGUAACAAGUACGAUGUUGGCACAGCGACAUUCGUCGGUAUUUCAUGCCGGGAUAAUAGGACACGGUCCACGAAGGCCUCUGCCGGAAAAUUCGUUUAAUAAGGAAAUUAUCACUUUAAACAAGAUGUUAUUGAUGGAUGUUAUAAAAGCUUGUUGCAGCAAUCUGGACUCGGAACGAUAUCCCGUCAAUUUGGAUGCUCUGACAGUAAUGAGUUUGUUGUUAGUUGAAUUAGUCUCCCCUGAUGUGAUGUACAAUGGCCUUCCGUGGCCUGAUGAGGAAUUUACAAAGGUCACAAUAGAGAGAGAUUUGAAAAUCCGUCGCAAAUUUAAAGACGUACCUUUGUUGUGGACAUUAUUAGAGUUGACCGCCUGGUACAGGCCAGCGUUAGCGUAUUGCUCCGUCUUGCUGAGGGGUAUUACUGCGACUGUUAUAGCUAACUGGAGUACAGAGGAAGGCGUAUCGCUUGUCAACGUUAUGGCGCUUGGCCAGUUGUUACCACCGCCGCUGGCUAGUAUCAGAGACAUCCUUCCUGUUUUACAGCCACAUCAGAUAAAUACAAUAAUGAGGGAAUGCGUAUGGGCGUACAUGCGUGAUAAUGUGCCAUCUCCAGCGUUGUUCACGCGGAACGAAGGCGCUAAUAUAGCUUGGAGAGACACCGACACAUCAUCGCCUAAUGCACGCUUUACGGACACUCUUCGUUUAGUAUUAUUGGCAAACAUUCACACAUUAGGAUCUUUAUACUCGACAUUGUUUUACAAUGAAAAUAAAUAACAAUGCAGAAUACAUUUCGGAUAACAUUUGAAUCGAUAUUAACUGUAUACGAUUUGUAAAUAAUCAAACUUUGACAGUGAUGAAAUCAAAUAAUAUAAUUUGAAAGAAUAUUAUAGCCUCUUUUUAAGUAUUUAUAUGUACAUUUAUAAAUUUUUCAAAUUAUAUACAUAAAAUCUGUCUGUGUGUGUUUGACUUACAUAUAUACAUUAUUACACAUUUCAUGUUUUAUGUUUAAGUUGUAACAAUUUUCGAACCUGAAGUUAAUUCGAACAUACUUUCACUUGUAAAUGAUUUGACCAAACUGUCCAAACUCAACCGUGGGAAUUUUUAUUUAGAAUCAAAAUGAUGCGUGCAUUAACUGAUAUAAAAAUCUAAUUUAUGAGAGAAACGAUCUGUACUAUUUUGUAACAUACGUUCCAGGAUUAUGAAUAUUGAGAUUAAAUAUUUUCGCAGGUUUCAUGUAUUGAACACCAUUAACAGUAAGUACAUUUGGACAUUUAGCGUUUUCUCUCUGUUACAUUGAUAUUCUAUAACAAUAGUUAUAUCUCAUGUAUAUCUUAUAACAAUCCUACGUAUAAAGUAGAAAAUGACAAUCACACUGUAUAAAAUAGGAAUGAUCUUUACUCGAGUUUCCUUGUAUACAAUUAUUUUGCUUGAAAUAUGUAACAUAUUACAUACGCAUGGAUUCUUAAUAAUGAUAUAAUGAAUAAUUAUAAUUCUCAACUAACUGUUUUCUGCUUAUGGAUAUAGAAAUUUGUUCUAAGACUCUUGCAGUAUCACUCAAUGAUUUUGAGAUGAGAUUAUGUAUAGUACAGUAACAAAAUGUGAUGAAGCCUUCGGGGGAAAAAAUGAACCAAGGAAGACGAAAAAAAAUGUUUUAAUAUUUAUAAAAGUUUAUUCUCUCUAGCUUUCGUGUGUAUGAGUGUGUGUGUGAAAUAUAUAUAUAUGUACUUAGAAGAGACAAUUAGCUUUUAUAAAUGUUAAAACAAAAUAUAUAUAUAUAUAUGUACAUACAUAUAUAUAUACAUAUACAUACACACACGUACACACAUAUAUAUAAAAAUCGCACAUAUUUAACUUACCAUCGAUAUUUGAGCCUUUCAUUUUCUUUUUUGAAAAAGUAUCACGGAUGCUGUUAUCUUUCGCGCAGAGUAACAAUAAUAUACCGACGGUAUAAGUUAAAUAUGCGCGACUUGGUAUAUAACGCGGAAAAUCUUCAGCUGCGUGCCUUUU